AUGUCAAAAACCUAUACACUUGGGCGCUGGGUUACCGCUGACUUGAAAACUAUCAGCAAAUAUGUGAAAGGAAUGCGUAUAGCUCGCGAAGUUACCCAUCCUUCACUGUUAGCCUUGCAGGAUCUGAUUGAAACCGACCCAGAGGUAAACAUGCUCUUCGCGACCAUGUUUACUCAAGAAUUUGACCCACCUCAAGAGAAUCCAAUCUCAGACUACAUGGAUAUGCUGCAGAAGAUGCAGACCAUCAUUACCAGCGCUCCCAAGUACGGUAGUACGCUUGGUAGUGCACCCCUCAAUCACAUCCUGAUAUAUGUGAUGGCAACACCUUCAGGAACCAUGGCUUUUAUCAACGAUAAAGUAAACAAAUGCUUCAGAAAUAUUCUCAACGACUGGGCGCAGCUUCUGAAUAGUCCAGAUUCACGAGAGGUCUUGAACAAGCAGGUAAAUGAAACAGGACAGCAUAAUUAUAAGCGAUGCCAGAACUGGGCCGUUACUGGGUUUAAUACAAAAAGUUAA
Molecule: messenger RNA, 516 nt
Organism: Paramuricea clavata
Lineage: Eukaryota; Metazoa; Cnidaria; Anthozoa; Malacalcyonacea; Plexauridae
Source: the annotation of a GenBank genome assembly